CUACUGAACCAUUCCACUGGCCACCUUUAGAAGUGUAGUAGUACUCUCGUAAGUCGUAGCUAGUUGGGUUUAUAUUUUCUCCGAUCUUCUUCUUGAUUAUCAUCUCUCAAAAAUGAAAUAUCUACGAUUAUUAUCUCACAAUUUCAGAACAACUCGACAAAACCCUAAACCCCAAGUUCUAGGGUUUAUUCACUCAUCAAAUGCAAACACCACGCGGAAUCACACCACUCAAUCUCAGGUAUCGACCCCAAAAUCACCGAAAAUCACCGCCAUCGCCGACGAAAUCUCGAGCUUAACACUGCUCGAAGUGGCGGACUUGACGAGUUUGCUAGGAAAGAAAUUGGAGGUCAAAGAUUUACCCAUAGUUUCAUUGAUGAUGCCGGGAAUGGGGUUCAACUUCGGCGGAAUGGGCGGCGGAGGAGGCGGAGCAGCUGCAGCAGCUCCGGCGGAGGAGGAAAAGAAGGAGAAAACGGCGUUUGAUUUGAAACUGGAAGCAGGGUUCGAUACCGGGUCGAAGAUUAAGGUGAUAAAGGAGGUGAGGAGUUUUACUGAGCUUGGUUUGAAGGAGGCUAAGGAGCUGGUGGAGAAGGCUCCUGUCGUGUUGAAGACCGGGGUAUCGAAGGACGAGGCGGAGAAGAUAAUUGAGAAGAUGAAGGCUAUUGGUGCUAAGGUGAUCAUGGAAUGAGGUUGCUCUGUCUUUAAAUUAGGCUUUUUGCUCGAGGAGUGAAGAAUUUCCUUUCUGCUUCCUGGUAUCUCGAAGCCUGCAACUUUUGCUGCACCAUACGCACCCCUUAAAAUGGACUGUGGUAGAGAAAAUUAUUAAAUUUCUUGGUUUUCCUAUCAAAUUCAAGUCCUGGAUAGAAAUCAGAAUCAUCUUUUUCGUCGUUGCAGACACUUGCAGUCUUUGCCAACUCUUUUCUUUUUACUGUGAGUAGGUGAGAUUGUGUUCAUAAAAAACGAAAUCGGAAAACUUGCACUAAAAAUUGAAAUACCAGUCUAAAGGGAUGGUAACUGUACCAAAAAGUUCAUGGUUAAAUGGUUUGUUACAAUAUCA
Molecule: messenger RNA, 1054 nt
Organism: Beta vulgaris subsp. vulgaris (sugar beet)
Lineage: Eukaryota; Viridiplantae; Streptophyta; Magnoliopsida; Caryophyllales; Amaranthaceae
Exons: 2
Coding region: 113-685 (190 amino acids)
Biological process (GO): translation
Cellular component (GO): ribosome
Molecular function (GO): structural constituent of ribosome
Source: RefSeq, a predicted model, not a curated record